Molecule: messenger RNA, 264 nt
Organism: Neurospora tetrasperma FGSC 2508
Lineage: Eukaryota; Fungi; Ascomycota; Sordariomycetes; Sordariales; Sordariaceae
Exons: 1
Coding region: 26-223 (65 amino acids)
Source: RefSeq, a predicted model, not a curated record
UUCAGGCCCUUCGCCUCCAAGUAUAAUGCUCGACUACAGUAACCCAGACAGAGACAGCCAACGAACGACGCUGAAAGGGGCUACAGUGGCUACAUUGUUGUUACACAACACAAGACUAUUCAUCAUUCGAGGCCACUUGGUGCUUAUUGGACUUUACUUGCCCUUGAUAGUCGUAACGUCUCGACAGAGACAGGAAGCUCUUUCGCCCAUAGUUUCUGAUUGAGAAAGCCAUAAUGCAACCUGAGAAUACCGGCAUUUCCGGAA